UGCUGGUACUUUGAUUUCCUAUCGGUCGGUGGCGACUGGAAUCAAGGGCAGACAACUACUUCCUGUACAAACUUUCUUCACAUGGUUCUUUUGUGUUAAUUUUUAAAUUAUUUUCAUUGGAGUUCCUGAAUCAGGAGGAUAAUCAUGUUUCUUUUGCCUGCGGCAGACGAUUCAACGACGUCUGUUGUAGCGCCAUUAUCAGCACCUGUCAAGGUCAGCUUUGAGCCUGCUGGACGCUGGUUUGAAGCGUUACGAUUACGAAGACGAAACAAACAUUCCCUGUCCCAUCAUUCCCUGCAGAGUUCCAGCAGCGAGGAGAGCGACAAUGAAGAGAUAGAGGAGGAAGAUAAUUCUGCUCUGUUGCAAGGCCUUGAUCCAAAAGAAUGGAAGCAACAAGACCACUAUGCAGUGCUGGGGUUGAGUAAUCUUAGAUACAAAGCUACAGAAAACCAGAUCAAAAAAGCUUAUAAAUGUAUGGUAUUAAAACACCAUCCAGACAAGAGGAAAGCGAGAGGUCUGAAGGUUGGCGAUGGAGAGGACGAUUAUUUCACUUGUAUAACUAGAGCUUAUGAAAUUCUGGGAAACAAAUCAAAACGUCGAUCGUAUGACAGUGUGGAUCCACAGUUCGAUGACGAUGUGCCGUCCAAUGAUGAGGAAUCAAAGAAAAAAUUCUUUACAGUGUUUGGCCCGGUCUUUGACAGAAAUUCUAGAUGGUCCAACAAAAGGACAGUGCCCAGUCUAGGGACGGACUCCACAUCCAUAGAGGACGUCAACAGAUUCUACACGUUCUGGUAUGAUUUUGAUUCAUGGAGAGAAUAUUCCUAUUUAGAUGAAGAGGAAAAAGAAAAGGGAGAGAAUCGUGAAGAAAGAAGAUGGAUAGAAAAACAGAAUAAAGCAGCCAGACAGAGGUUAAAAAAAGAGGAAAUGGCUCGAAUCCGACAGUUAGUAGACAACGCUUAUGCUUGCGACCCUCGUAUAAUUCGUUAUCGGGAAGAAGAAAAGGAAAAAAAGGAAGCUCAAAAACGUGCCAAAAAAGAAGCAGCUCGACAGAAAGCUCUGGAGGAGGAAAGGAUAAAACAGGAGGCUUUAGAGGAGGAGAGAAAGAAAAAAGAAAAAGAAGAGGAAGAAGCCAAAGCACAGGCUGCAAUUGUCAAGAAAGAAAAAGAAGCCCAGAAAAAGUUACUGAAGAAAGAACGCAAAGCACUCAGAACCGUGGCAAAGGAUAAGAACUAUUUUGCUGAAACAGAGGAUGAGAAAGUAACCAACAUGGCAGAUGUUGAAAGAAUAGCAGACCAACUCUCACUGCUCAGGUUACAGACACUGAAUGAAGCGAUGGCUGAGGGAGAAGGCAGUAAUGCUAAGGAGGCAUUCCUCCAAGUGGUACAAGAAUUGAACAAAGAAAUAGAAGAGGAAAAACAGAGACACCUGGAGGCACUACAGAAGCAGAAAGGGGGAGAUAACUCACAAAGUUCAAAGAAGACCUGGUUGGAGACAGAAAUUCAAUGUUUGAUUAAAGCAGUCAAUCUGUUCCCAGCAGGCACUAAGGAGAGGUGGGAAGUGAUUGCCAGUUUCAUCCAACAGCAUGUCCCAAACAGCAACAAGAAUGCGAAAGAUGUCCUUAGCAAGACAAAAGAACUGCAGAAAGAUGACUUUUUCCUAAAGCAAAAUGCAGACAAGAAAGCGUUUGAGAAUUUUGAGAAAAAGUUGAAAACUGCACAUGUACAAGCCAAACCUAAAGAGGGCGUAGUGAGCGAAAGGUUUGAGAGUGUUGGAGAGCAGCAAGUGAGAGAGGCGGGGACAAACCCUGCCCCGUGGUCCCCCGAGGAGCAGAAACUCCUGGAGCAGGCCCUGAAGACGUACCCCGCCAGCACCGCGGACCGGUGGGACAGAAUCAGCGAUUGUAUCUCCAGCCGAAGUAAAAAGGACUGCAUGAAACGUUACAAGGAACUGGUGGAAAUGGUGAAAGCAAAGAAAGCAGCGCAAGAUGCCGCCGCAAAGAAAAAAUAACACGAAUGGAGCCUAGGGGCUGAGGAGAUGUAAGCGUAGAGCUGUGGAAGGUUCCACUAUCGAUUACGGACUGCAAGGACUUGAUUUGGUUUGGUGCUCAGUUGAGUUGAGGAAAAUAACAUUGCAGAUAUCCACAUGUAAAUAACAUCCACUCGCUCAAACAUAAAGGAUCUGAUUAGGGAUUUGAUUCUAGACAGGACUAGGGAUUUCAGGCAGUGCUGUUUUGGGGGGCUAUGGCCUCUGAUACUUGCUAUGGAUGGUAGAGAUAUGACAGACACGUGAAGGAAUCAUAGGUGCGGUGUUUCCUCGCUUCUCGUUACCACGGUCGCAGUCUGUGAUACCAGUUGUUUUAUUAACAUCAUUGCUGUUAAACAGUAUUUACAUUUGCCCAAUAAAAACUGUAUAAAAAUUUC
Ostrea edulis (European flat oyster) is the source of this 2420-nucleotide messenger RNA. Its product is annotated as dnaJ homolog subfamily C member 2-like. The coding region runs from base 145 to 2007 and encodes 620 amino acids. Lineage: Eukaryota; Metazoa; Mollusca; Bivalvia; Ostreida; Ostreidae. The record is from RefSeq and is a predicted model, not a curated record. Gene Ontology annotation, molecular function: ribosome binding; Hsp70 protein binding. Gene Ontology annotation, cellular component: cytosol. Gene Ontology annotation, biological process: 'de novo' cotranslational protein folding; regulation of translational fidelity. The transcript has 18 exons.